GCGAGUAAUCAAAGGUCAUUCGUCUUCCACCUCUCGUCUUUUCGAAUUUCUGGUUUGUAAAAGUGCUCUACAGUUAUCUACAAAUCAUCUAGUUUUGCGCAUCAGCCGAAAGAAAGGAACUCGAGUUGUGGGUGAAUUUUUCCAGAGUUUCGAGUAACAGAUUGGUUGAAUCCUUGCCUCUGUGUUCCAGCUAUGGAGGUUCCCCAAGGCAAGAGAGAUCAAGAUCGAAAACAAGACAGCUCUCCAGGUGAAAAUUUGCAAAAUACCGAAAAGUUGAGACCCAACAACAAAGCUGGAGAGGGAGAGACUUUUAAUAACCUUGGCAACGCCUAUCAGAGCUCAGGCAACUUUCGUGAGGUCAUUAAGUACCAUGAGCAUCACCUGCAAAUUGCAAAAGGAUUGGGGGAUAAAGCUGGAGAAGAAGAGGCUUAUGGCAUUCUUGGCACUGCCUAUCUAAUCUUAGGCGAUUUUCAUAAGGCAAUCGAGUACCAUGAGUAUUGUCUACAAAUUGCAAAAGAAGUGGGAGACAAAGCGGGAGAAGGAGGGGCUUAUGGAAGUCUUGGCAUUGCCUAUGAUAACUUAGGCAAUUUUCGUAAGGCAAUAGACUACCAUGAGCGUCAUCUACAAAUUGCAAAAGAAGUGGGGGACAAAGAUGAAGAAGGAGGAGCUUAUGGAAAUCUUGGCAAUGCCUAUCAGAGCUUAGGCGAUUUUCAUAAAGCCAUCCAUUACCAUGGGCGUCAACUACAAAUUACAAAAGAGGUGGGCGAUAAAGCUAGAGAAGGAAAGGUCUAUGGAAAUCUUGGCAAUGCCUAUAAGAGCUUAGGCGAUUUUCAUAAGGCAAUCAAGUACCAUGAGCGUCGUCUACAAAUUGCAAAAGAGGUGGGGGAUAAAGCUGGAGAAGGACGGGCUUAUGGAAAUCUUGGCAAUGCCUAUCAGAGCUUAGGCGAUUUUUAUAAGGCAAUCGAGUACCAUGAGUGUCAUCUACAAAUUGCAAAAGAAGAGGGUGAUAAAGUUGGAGAAGGACAGGCUUAUGGAGGUCUUGGCAAUGCCUAUCAGUGCCUGAGUGAUUUUCAUGAGGCAGUCGCAUAUCAUGAGCAUCACCUACAAAUUGCUAAAGAAGUGGGGGACAAAGCGGGAGAAGGAAAGGCUUAUUGUAAUCUUAGCAAUGCCUAUCAAAGCUUAGGCAAUUUUCAUAAGGCAAUUGAGUACUGUGAGCGUGACCUACAAAUUGCAAAAGAAGUAGGGGACAAAGCUGGAGAAGGAGGGACAUAUGGAAAUCUUGGCAAUGCCUAUGAGAGUUUAGGCGAUUUUCACAGGGCAAUCGAGUAUCAUGAGCAUCGUCUGCAUAUUGCGAAAGAGGUGGGGGACAAGGCUGGAGAAGGGCGAGCUUAUGGAAAUCUUGGUAAUGCCUAUCAGAGCUUAGGCGAUUUUCGUAAGGCAAUCCAGUACCAUGAGCUGCGUCUACAAAUUGCAAAAGAGGUGGGGGAUAAAGCUGGAGAAGGACGGGCGUAUGGAAAUCUUGGCAAUGCCUAUCAGAAGUUAUGCGAUUUUCAUAAGGCAAUCAAGUAUCAUGAGCAUCGUCUACAAAUUGCAAAAGAAGUGGGGGAUAAAGAUGGAGAAGGACAGGCUUAUGGAAAUCUUGGCAAUGCCUAUUUUAUGCUUAACCACAUCUCUAAAGAUCGAGGUUCAUUUUUGAAAGCCCGUGACUACUUUAGUUCCAGUUUGUCAAAGUUGAAUGAAAUAAGGGCUCAUCUCCAGUUUAAUGACGAGUGGAAAAUUAGCUACCGCGAUACGUAUAACAAUAUAUACAAUAGUUUGUGGUGUCUCCAUUUAAACCAAGGUGAAGUUAAUGAUGCCUUGCGUGUUGCUGAGGAUGGAAGGGCGCAGGCUCUAAAAGAUCUCAUGGAAGAAAAUUAUGGGUGUCAAGACGUAUACUCUUGGUCUCAUUCCUCAGAGAAGUCGACUGGUUCCUCUCUUAGAUCCAUUCAUUCGACAACAGUUUUCAUAGCUCUCAAUAAACAAGAAAUAAUUUUCUGGGUCAUAAGGAAAGAUGAAGAAGUCACCUUGAGGAGAAGAGAGGUAAGAGACUAUGUUUCCGAAGAAGACGUGAGAACCUUCCUUUCGACUCUACACCAUACCACCUUGGACGAAAUUGGUGUACGUGCUGGCGUUAAAAUCGAAAAUCGCUCACUUGAUGAGUCACGUGAGGUGGGGUGCAGGACUGACAGGGCCCCUGUCAAUAUUUCUCGGCCUCUUUCACCACAGGAAAGCUUAAAGAGCUUUUUUGACCUUAUCAUUGCUCCUGUUGCUGACCUGGUUCAUGGAAAUGACCUCGUUCUCGUUCCAGAAGGUCCAUUAUGUUUGGUACCCUAUGCAGCACUGAUGAACCCAAAACAGGAGUAUCUGUGUGAGUCUCUAAAGAUCAGAUUGAUUCCGUCCUUGACCACUUUGAAAUUAAUUACCGAUUCUCCAGCUGACUUCCACAAUAAGACAGGCGCCCUUCUCGUGGGAGAUCCGUACCUAGAGGAAGUUCUCUAUAAAGGGAGAAAGUUGUGUGAGCUGCCAUAUGCAAAGAAAGAAGUAGAGAUGAUUGGAAGAAUCCUAGGAACGGCUCCCCUCAUUGGAAAAAUGGCGACUAAAGGAGAAGUCUUAAAGCGACUAUCCAGGGUUGCUUUGGUGCACAUCGCCGCACAUGGCAAAAUGGAUACAGGAGAAAUUAUUUUGGCCCCAAACCCUGCUGAGGAAUCCCAUCAUUCUGAGGAGAAAGACUUUUUGUUGACGAUGGCGGAUGUAUUGGAAGCUAAGCUGCGGGCAAGGUUGGUUGUGUUGAGUUGCUGUCAUAGUGCUCAUGGAGAAAUAAAGGCUGAGGGAGUGGUUGGUAUUUCUCGAGCAUUUUUAGGUGCUGGGGCUCGGUCCGUUUUGGUGUCCCUCUGGGGAAUUGAUGACGAAGCCACUUUCCGGUUCAUGAAACAUUUCUAUAAAGAACUAGUUAAAGGAAGGAGGGUCAGUGAAGCUCUUAACCAAGCCAUGAAAUGUAUGAGAGAGUCUGAAGAGUUCGGGGAAGUAAAGUACUGGGCACCAUUUGUUCUCAUUGGGGAUGAUGUCACUCUGGAGCUAAAUGGAACUGAUUCAGUCUAGUCGCCGCUGAAUAUGGUCGCUGCCCGAAGAUGAUAAAUGAAAACUACAACUGUCAUUGUCCGUCAGUUAAGAUUAACAUGGGAAUGGAUCUUGAUGUGAUAAACCCUUUCAGUGCCAUGGCCGGUACCAUUCUGUAUUUCAAAUAGCAUGAAAUAAAUCAAAAUUUAGGAGUUUGGAAAUGAUCUGGCUCUCUGCAUAGCAAAAGAUCAAUGUUACUAGGAAAAAUUUUUUUAUCUGCUCAUGUUUGACAAAUCGUAACAAACCAUAGUCACUGGUUGGAUUUAAUAUGUUGUAACUUAUCAAAUUUAGGAGUUUGGAAAUAAUCUGGCUCUAUUUGCAUAGCGAAAGAUGAAUGUUAGUUGACAGAAUUUUUUUUUUUGAUCCGCUUGCUCUUUGACAAAUCGUAACAAACCAUAGUCAUUGGUUUGAUUUUAUAUGUUGUAACUUAUCAAAUUUGAUAAUCAACUUGAUAGCAUACAUACACAUGAUUUAACCGUACAAAUAUAUUGGUUUUGAAUUUAAUAACAAGUAAGAGUUUAGGUUUCAAAAAUGUGGACACUACACAGGCAGCGGAGGGCCUAGCACCCUUACGUUUUUAGUAAGGAAAUCUGUGAAGCCACUGUAGGCCCUGAGCGUGGUUAGCUUUAGUGUCCUGUUUAAUAAAUAAAGAGACCAGUCCUAAAUCAGGGCAGGAAAAAAUUAGUUUACAUUUUUCAGUCAGAAAUGAUAACAUCGAAAGCUUCUCCCUCCGCACAGAGGUUGCAACUCAGCAGAAUCAGAUGCGAGGAUGGGGAGCCAAACUUUAUAUAGUGUUAAAGAUUAAGAUUACGGGAUCCACUGAACUAAUUUCAACUUAUUAAAUAUUAAUUGGAUUGGUAUUUUGAUUUUUAGGUUGUUAUAGCUUACUUAGAAUAUUCCUGUAUACUGUUUUCAUCGGCAGGUGUUGUAUAAGUUGACUGUUGAUAUCAAACAAGUAGUUGAAUGAUUGCUCAUGUUUAUUUUAGAAUGCAAGUAACUAUUUUAUUAAAGGAAGUGCUUCGACUUCAGC
This is a messenger RNA of Pocillopora verrucosa, 4186 nucleotides long. The record is from RefSeq and is a predicted model, not a curated record. NCBI's taxonomy places the organism in Eukaryota, Metazoa, Cnidaria, Anthozoa, Scleractinia, Pocilloporidae.